This is a messenger RNA of Mytilus trossulus (common blue mussel), 464 nucleotides long. RefSeq lists its product as uncharacterized. The record is from RefSeq and is a predicted model, not a curated record. Bases 52 to 420 code for a protein of 122 amino acids. NCBI's taxonomy places the organism in Eukaryota, Metazoa, Mollusca, Bivalvia, Mytilida, Mytilidae. The transcript has 2 exons.
GAUAAAGAACCUAGUGGAAAAUUGUCUAUUACUGCAACACCACAGACACCAAUGAUGCUAAACAAUGGAACUUUCCCAAAAGCAAGUAAUGUCACUGACUGGGACAAACGGGAGCUGGAGCACCAGAAAACGAAAGUAUUACAAUUAGAACUUCAGCUGUAUCGCCGAGACAAGCUCAUAGAGAAGCUUGUAGACAAAGUAAAACAAUACGACAAGUCAUUUAGUUUGGGACAGGACAUCAGUAUGGUGGCAUACUUAGAUGAGAACUGGUCAGCAGUUAUAAUUCCAGCCAACGAUACUGACCCAAGUACAUCACCUUCAAAUACAACUACGGCCUCAGAAGAAACAGAAACAGCAACAGUUUCGUCACAGUUUUGCAGUUAUACCUCUUCAAUGAGUGAAAUGUUUGAAUCUUCAUGAUUUUAUAAAAAAAAAAGUUGUUAUAUUAUACUCUAUCAAAAUAA